Molecule: messenger RNA, 3233 nt
Organism: Chrysoperla carnea
Lineage: Eukaryota; Metazoa; Arthropoda; Insecta; Neuroptera; Chrysopidae
Product: vesicle-fusing ATPase 1-like
Exons: 8
Coding region: 87-2324 (745 amino acids)
Biological process (GO): intra-Golgi vesicle-mediated transport; Golgi to plasma membrane protein transport; SNARE complex disassembly
Cellular component (GO): Golgi stack
Molecular function (GO): ATP hydrolysis activity; ATP binding
Source: RefSeq, a predicted model, not a curated record
AUUGUAAGUUGCAUAAAUAAAUAUUGAAAUUUCAAGUGGUAUUUUGUCAAAUAAUAUAACGUCAAACACACACACAUAUCGUUAAAAUGUCAAAGAUUUUUAAAGUUACACGCUGUCCAAGCGACGAAUUAAGUUUAAAAAAUACCGCAAUUUUAAAUGACAAGGAUUUUCCUAAUGAAGAUGUACGUUACGUGGAAAUCAUUACUGGUCCAAAUCAACAUUUCGUAUUUUCAACGGAUUUUCAUCCUGAAGUACCUCGUGGACAUGUGGGUUUUUCAUUGCCCCAAAGAAAAUGGGCAACCUUAUCAAUUAACCAGGAUAUCGAAGUCGUUCCAUACAAAUUUCAUCAAACUAACAGACCAGAUUGCUUAUCUCAAAUGAUUUUAGAAGUGGAUUUCUUCCAAAAGAAAACCCAAUCUUCAGAGGCGUAUGAUUCUGAUUUAAUGGGUAAAGAAUUUUUGCGACAGUUUGCAAAUAAACCUUUUACAGAAGGUCAACAAUUAGUUUUUAAUUUUGAUGAAAAGAAAAAAUUACUUGGUGUAGUGGUGAAAAGUCUUGAAGCUGUUGACAUAAAAGCAUAUACAUCAGGUGAAAAGGUGAAACCACAGCAAGUCAGAAUGGGCUUAUUGUCACCUCACACCCAAGUUCAAUUUGUCAAGAAUGAUGCUUCCGCAUUGAAUUUGGUUAUUAAAGGGGUUCAGACACGCUCAAUCAUAAAUCCAGAUUUUGAUUUCCAAAAAAUGGGCGUUGGAGGUUUAGACAAAGAGUUCAACGCCAUAUUUCGAAGAGCAUUUGCAUCACGUGUAUUUCCUGCCGAAGUAGUACAACAAUUAGGCUGUAAACACGUAAAAGGUAUUCUAUUAUAUGGACCACCCGGAACUGGUAAAACAUUGAUGGCUCGACAAAUUGGUCAAAUGUUAAAUGCACGUGAACCAAAAAUUGUCAAUGGUCCACAAAUAUUAGAUAAAUAUGUUGGUGAAAGUGAAGCAAAUAUUCGUCGAUUAUUUGCAGAAGCUGAAGAAGAAGAAAAGCGGUGUGGUCCUAACAGUGGUCUUCAUAUUAUUAUUUUUGAUGAAAUUGAUGCCAUUUGUAAAUCUCGAGGCUCUGUUGGGGGAAAUACGGGUGUUCAUGAUACUGUCGUAAAUCAAUUGUUAGCUAAAAUUGAUGGUGUUGAACAAUUAAAUAACAUUCUUGUUAUUGGUAUGACAAACAGACGUGAUAUGAUUGAUGAAGCUUUGCUACGUCCUGGACGUUUAGAAGUACAGAUGGAAAUUGGUUUGCCAAAUGAAAAAGGCCGACUACAAAUUCUUAACAUUCAUACAUCAAGAAUGAGAGAUUAUAAAAAAAUAGAUCAAGAUGUGAAUAUUGCGGAGUUGGCAGCUAGAACUAAAAACUUUUCUGGUGCUGAAUUGGAAGGUUUAGUUCGUGCAGCUCAAUCUACUGCCAUGAAUCGUUUAAUCAAGGCUUCGUCCAAAGUAGAAGUUGAUCCUGAAGCUAUGGAAAAACUUUUAGUUUGUCGUUCUGAUUUUCUACAUGCUUUAGAGUACGAUAUUAAACCAGCAUUUGGUACAGCUGCAGAAAUGCUGGAGCAUUUCUUAUGUCGUGGUAUCAUCAAUUGGGGCGCACCAGUAUCAAAUAUUUUUGAAGAUGGUGAGCUUUUCAUUCAACAAGCUCGUGCUCCUGAUACGUCUGGCUUAGUAUCCGUUUUAUUAGAAGGACCGCCAAACUCUGGGAAAACAGCACUUGCUGCGGAACUCGCUAAACGUUCUGAUUUUCCAUUUAUUAAAAUCUGUUCCCCAGAGGAUAUGGUCGGCUUUACUGAAUCUGCUAAAUGUUUGACCAUUCGCAAGGUUUUCGAUGAUGCAUAUCGUUCAACACUCAGUUGUAUUCUAGUAGAUAACAUUGAAAGAUUAUUGGAUUAUGGUCCAAUUGGACCCCGAUAUUCUAAUUUAACUUUACAAGCACUUUUGGUUUUGUUGAAAAAAGAACCACCAAGAGGUCGAAAAUUAUUGGUAUUGUGUACAAGCAGUAGGCGGCAAGUUUUGGAAGAUAUGGAAAUGUUAUCUGCAUUUACAUCGGUAUUGCAUGUGCCAAAUUUAUCACGACCCGAACAUUUAAUAUCUGUACUAGAUGUAACGGAAGCAUUUGGAAAAGAUGAUUUACAACGAAUAGAAAGAAAACUGCAAGGGCAUCGAAUAUUUAUUGGCAUAAAGAAAGUAUUAGCAUUAAUUGAUUUAGUGAAACAAACAGAAGAGAAACAUCGUGUUGUCAAAUUCUUAACGAAAUUAGAAGAAGAAGGUGGUUUAAUGCCCAUUAACCAAUAACCAGAUAAUAAAGUAUUUUAUUGUAUUUAUAAUAUAAUACAAAUUUAAAAACAAUACAAAAAGUCGUUAAAGUAGUUUGUAAUUUAUAAGCAUACUCAAAAACAAAAAUUAUUAUUGUUAAGGGUUUCCACAUUGAUCAACUGUGUGGCGAACUGAUUGUUUUUCAAGAAAAAAUUUGGGAUUUACUUUUGCAUGAUCGAUACAUAAACUCAGGUAAAUUCAAACAUAUCUACUCGCACUCUAUUCGCAUUAAAUUUUGUGAGAUUAAGUAAGUUUAGGAGUAAACUUUCUGAAAAUGCCUGUAAAUUUAUGUAUUUAAGGAACAAAAUUGUAAAUUUUUAAAUUAGAGAGAACAAGCUACUGCUCGUACUGAAAUAUUGUAUUCCAAAAAUUUACUAUUGCAUAGAAUUAGAGUCAAUUAAUUUUAUUUUUAAGUAAUGCUUUUGCAAUUUUUAACUAUUUAUAUGCGAUAGACUGUUUUUUUUUUUUUUUUAUUUGAAGGAAAAAAGGAAAAAGAAAUCUGGUACAUACCUCCACGUGCUCUGGAAAUUUUAGAAUCCUAUUAUCGCAUAGGAUAGGAUUCUACUUGGCUAAUACAAAUGUCACAAAUAUGCAUUCUUUAUACUUUUUGUAGAUUAAAUUAAAAAUAGUUUAAUUUCGCUGCUUUGAGAAUAAAAAUCAUGUUAAAAGGCUACUAAACCAAGGUCCCUGGUUGAAAAAUGAAAGUUUGCACGUUUCUUUCUCAUAGCAUCUGAAAAUGUAAAAUUCAAAGUCAAUUAAUUCUAGAUGUCCGACAUAUGAUCCUUUAUAUUUAGUCUCAAUUGGUUCAAAAUAUAGGGUAGUUAAUUUUUCUGAAUUAUUCUUAUUGCUUUUAAGAUUUAGUUAAUUUUGUACUUAUAAAGCCUUAUA